Messenger RNA from Aureobasidium pullulans EXF-150, 2674 nucleotides. RefSeq lists its product as uncharacterized. The transcript has a single exon. Bases 6 to 2447 code for a protein of 813 amino acids. Gene Ontology annotation, biological process: interstrand cross-link repair. Gene Ontology annotation, cellular component: nucleus. The record is from RefSeq and is a predicted model, not a curated record. Gene Ontology annotation, molecular function: flap-structured DNA binding; 5'-flap endonuclease activity; 5'-3' exonuclease activity. NCBI's taxonomy places the organism in Eukaryota, Fungi, Ascomycota, Dothideomycetes, Dothideales, Saccotheciaceae.
CAACAAUGCUGCGUGACAGCAGCUUGUCCAAGCACAAUGCCAUGGUCAACCGCAAGACAAAUGGGGCCAGCGAUGCUGACGCGAAGCGCCCUGCGAAACGGCUGAAACAGGAACCUCGAUCAGAAGCAGAAACGCCAGACGAUGGCGAACUUGCCCCAGUCGAUGUCGGACAACAAAAGACGACCGAUCUUGAGACGGCUCUUCCUCCCAUUGAUACCGACAAAGAAGCCAUCUUAGCCUACGAAGCUACGCGUCUCGCCGGUUCAUCGGAUUCUCAGAAUGAUGGGCCAAAAUGGAUACCUGGUCAGCGUUCAAUCUACGUCGAUGCCUUCAACCUUGCUCUCGAUACUGUACUUGAAGACGAGAGCCAUCUAUUCGACGAUGCUGAGAAGAAAGUAUUUGAAACCUGGCGUGAAUUGAACUACGAGGCUCAAUACCUCUACGUUCGCUUGUUCCUUCGCAAGACAUCUGCCUGGCAUCGUACCAACCGUCUAGGCUAUCACAGCGAUAUCUCCGACCUCCCCAAAGCCGUCGAAACUCUACAGAUCCCUUGCCAUCUUCCACCGCCCACCGUAGAAUCCCUUCCCGUACCUCGCGAUUUUGACCAACCCGACGAUGCUCGACUUGGUCAUUCCUUUACCUUCGCCGACAAGUCCGAAGACUUCAUCACCACAUUAGAGGAAGCCUCUUCGCUGCUGCUGCUAGACGAGCUCAAAACACUUGCUAGAGAUGCAAAGGUCCAAGGCAAGACAAAAAGAGAAUUGCUUCACGCUCUAAGGAAGGCAAGUGGUAAACAGGCUGGUCUAGGGUGGUCAUCGCUCAAACGAUCAGACACGGAAGAGUCGAGUCUGUCUAUCCCUGAUGACGACAGUCGAGAAGGCACCCCUCUACAAAAUCGAGACACACACUUCCUGGAGAAGAUCAUGGCAGAGACAGGUCCUUGUGUCAGAUUGUCUGACCCGGCACGAAGAUUGUUCGAACGUGUCCAUCUUGUCUUCUAUCGAUCCACCAUGUGGACAGAGAAGUCUUUGACGACUAUCAUUCUUGCGAAGAUCUCACGCUUGAAUUUCCCGGAAUAUCUCGUCUGUCGCUCGUCCAACAUCUUCGCAUCCAGACCUAUGCUGCUCGAGUUCGAGGCUUCAUUGAGGAUUCAGUAUCAUCUUGACAGCAUUCUCGAAUUCAACGGCACACCGAGUCCGGAUAAUUUGGAGAUGAUCCUGAAUCUCUGUGAGGAGAUCUUUCCACGAUGGAGAGCAUUGUUGCAAGAAGAGCAAAAGAAGGAAGACAGCAUAUACAUGACUGGUGAGGGUGCCUACUUGCGACGUCUGUCUCCCGCCUGGGUCUACACUCGUAUCAUUCACAAAGGUGCAUAUGUCAUGGGAAAGUUCAAGGACCACAAGCGAGAAUACGAUACCCUCCAAGAGCUUCUGAAACAGAGACUCUUUCACACCUCGAGGCGCGGCGAUUGGUAUCAGCGAAAGGCUCUACUAGAAGAACACUACAUGCAUGCCUUGAUGCCAGCCCAAAGCCGCGGAGAAGACGCUCAGAAGAAGCACUGGAAGCGCAUAGCCCUACGGACUUGUGAGGAAGGCCUUCAAGACCGUCUUGUGCAUCUUAUGUACCAUCACGACCUUCAGAAACGGGUCAUAAAACUGGAGAAAGCGCUUCGCGUGCCAAUGCGAGAGCAGCACGACUUCAGCCAUGUUCGACUAGCCAAGCCUGUAGAGCGUGUCUUCUACGGCACCCGAAUACAAAGGCCGGAGCAGCCGAACGAGACGAGACGAGGAGGCAAGACCAUCUGGAUUGAUCCUGGCGAGAAUGAAAAUGAGGGAGAGUGUUCGGUGGAAGCAAUGUGUCUUUCGCAGUACCGCUCGCUCGGCUAUCGAGGAUAUCAUGCUGAGGGUGGUAUUGUUCGAACGUUGUUCGCUUACCUAUUCUACGACAUCCUCUUCGUCUACAUUCCGGAUGUUUUUCAGACACCCUACCAAACUUGCCCUUUGGAUCUGCACACGGAUGCCUUCUAUCCAUCCCGCAUAUCCGAGAUCAAUCAACGCUUGAACGAGAUCAACAACGGGGAGGCAAGUAACCUGAUUCAACGAGUUUGGGAUGAUCACCACGAGAAGAAUACCUGUGUAGUGGGACUGAGUUGGUCCUACGAGCUGGAGGACCUCUUGUCCAUCGCCAAGUGUUUCCCACCCGCGGCUCUCAGUACUGUGUGUAAAGUCAUGGCGCAAGAAUAUGGUCAAAGAGGAGGUGGUGUACCAGACCUCUUCUUGUGGAAAGAGGAUCCCAACAACAGUGGAGGAGAGGUCAUGUUCGCUGAAGUGAAAAGUGAGAAUGAUCGAUUGAGCGAUACACAGCGGUUGUGGAUCGACGUGCUCACAGGAGCGGGUGUCACGGUAGAACUGUGCAACGCUGUUGCCAAAGAAGUAAAAGUGGUUGGCUAGUUUUAGGACUCAUGACUUUACGAAUCUCACGAAUUUCUAGAGGUUUGCACGACACAUCUUUCCUUUUUUCAUGUGGUUCCAACAAACUCAAUCAACUUGCGGAGUCUCCACUGCCAACAAUCCACCUUUGGAAACGGCAGUUAAAGCUCCCCACCACACCUCGACAGUGGCGAUUCAGUGUUUGAAGGUGCGCUGCGUCCAUUCAAAUCUGCUGGAAUAAUAUCAGC